Messenger RNA from Xyrauchen texanus (razorback sucker), 2306 nucleotides. Its product is annotated as terminal uridylyltransferase 7-like. The annotation marks the transcript as partial. The record is from RefSeq and is a predicted model, not a curated record. Gene Ontology annotation, molecular function: RNA uridylyltransferase activity. The transcript is spliced from 15 exons. Lineage: Eukaryota; Metazoa; Chordata; Actinopteri; Cypriniformes; Catostomidae.
UUACGCAGCGUUUGAGAAAGCAACAGUGAUUGUAAUAUACAUAUUCAUGACAGCAAAGAAAAUGAGUGACAAGGGAAACAGGAAGUUCUCUCCUCGAUACAGAAGGCAGGAGGCGGCGGAUGAAGCAGAGAGCUGGAGGAGCCCGCCAGGACGAGAGAAUGUGAGAUAUGAGCACAGUUAUAGUCCUAGAACCAACAUUAGAGCCUGUGACAGUGACGGGAACAGAAGAGCCAAAGUCUCGCUGUCAUACGGCUCUCCUGAAGGAAAAGCGUUUGGACAGAGUCCAUCUCACACUGACCGAAUCCAGAGGGGCUCACCUGCUGAUCGCAAGAACUGGAGACAACCACCACGAGAUGGACAGAAACAAGACAUUCUUGAUAGCAGGCAGAGCUGGAGGGAGAGGAACAGAAUCGUGUCAAUUGAAAGGUGCCUCACGAGACGGGAUCUUAUAGAGCUCUGUUUGGAAGUAGAUAGCAGUGAUUGCAACAGUGUUGUUCAAAACAAAGAGAAGUCAAGCAUCAGUCUCGAGUAUAAGUGUGACAAAUGUAAAGUGUGCUUUGAUGACCUCUCACCAGCUGUCAACCACAUCAGAGAAAGAUCCCACAGAAGGAAAGCCAAGGAACUGCAGAAGUUGACACUGCUGUUGAAUAUACCACCUCCUGGAAAAGCACAAUGUAAUUCAAUCAGCUCCGCUAUAGAGAGUGUCAUCGGCAAAUAUGGUUUCAAUGAUCAGGAUUUGAAACAACGGCAGAGUAUUCUUACUCUCAUUGAACAAAUCCUUCGACCCGUCCUACCGGAAUGCCAGUUCAGGUUAUAUGGAUCAUCUUGCACCAAGUUUGGUUUCAAGGAUUCAGAUGUAAACAUUGAUGUGAAGUUUCCAUCCCAUUUGCAGCACCCAGAUGUUCUCCUCCUUGCUCAAGAGCAUCUCUCUAAAAGUGCUCUGUUUGUUAGUGUGGAGGGAGACUUUCAUAAGAGGAUGCCGGUUGUUGUUUGCAAAGAGAAAUCAAGUGGUCUAAUAUGUAGAGUCAGUGCAGGCAAUGAAAGUGCAUGCCUGACAACAGCAUAUCUGACUGAGCUGGCGAGUCAGGAACCACAGCUCAUCCCUCUGACUGUAUGCUUCAGACACUGGGCCAAGAUUUGUGAUGUGGAUCAGAUUGAAGAAGGUGGACUUCCGUCCUAUUGCUUUGCCCUCAUGGUCAUCAGCUUCCUGCAACGACGCAAGGAACCUCUCUUACCUUCAUACCUGGAGUCUGUGGGUUUGCCCUUGAGUAAACUGAAGGGUUUCUCCUUAACUGGUGUUGAAAAGGGGCAUGUGCUCUGGGUGUUUGAUCAAACCAACAAUGAUUCAUCUUGUGAAAAAGUCAUCAGGAAGGGAAAGGUUCCUCUGGUUUUUAAAGACCACAGUCCUUCUGUUCCAUUAGGGAAGCUUUGGGUUGAGUUAUUACGAUAUUAUUCACUGGAGUUUCGAAUACCAGAGAAAGUCAUUAGUGUGCGAACCAAUGGCGAACUAUGGCGUGAUCUUAAAGACUGGCCUAGGAAACGGAUUGCAAUAGAAGAUCCGUUUGCCGUCCAGAGGAACGUGGCUCGGACGUUGAAUAGCCAGCUGAUGUUUGAAUACUUCUUGCAUUGUCUCAAAACAUCAUAUAAGUACUUUGCUUCUCCUGCUAAAUCCCCUUCAGGCAAAACCAGUUCUAAUAGGCGAACUGACAACACUGUACAUAUCAAGCAACAGUCUAAGAGUGACACAAAUCAUGUUGAUUCAGCAUUGAGAAGCACAAAAGUGUCCGCUGAGGGUUCGGUAAGGAAACAAGCAAGAUGCAGUCCAGAUCAUGCAGAACAUCUGGAAGACUCAGACCGUAUGAUUGAGCUAGAACAGGAUGAUGAGGAAGAAUUUGACACUGACAGUGAGGCUGAAGACGAUGAAGAUGAUGAUGAAGAUGACGACAUGGAGCUUGAUGAAUCCGGGUGUGAUAAUUGGGGUGAUGAGAUCUUCCCCUUCGACCGGGAGACGAGUGAUGUGAUGGGCUCAGAUUCAGACCCAGAGGAAAAUAAACCCCAGGCAGAGCUGUCCAAAUCUCUAUCACCUGCCCAAACACAGUCAGACCCUGAAGGCUUUCAUUAUGUCUUCAACAAGCGAGUGUUGAGUGAUGGCAAGUCACACAUUCUAGUGUGCAGCCUCUGUAAGAGUGAUGGACAUUUAAAACAGGACUGUCCUGAAGACUUCAAGCGAAUGGAAAUAGAACGGCUUCCACCUUUGACUCCAGAAUUCUGCAAGACACUCAGUGAAGUCUGUGAGCAGUGCUACC